Epithele typhae is the source of this 600-nucleotide messenger RNA. RefSeq lists its product as uncharacterized. Lineage: Eukaryota; Fungi; Basidiomycota; Agaricomycetes; Polyporales; Epitheliaceae. The record is from RefSeq and is a predicted model, not a curated record. The transcript has 6 exons. Bases 1 to 600 code for a protein of 199 amino acids.
AUGGGCUUCUCUGGAUUCUCGUCGGCUGGGAAGCUUAAGCUUGGCGUUCAUCUCCUGCUCAUCGUGCUGGACAUCGCCGCUCUCGCAUUUGCAGCGCGUGUCAACGUCUUCCAAGAGUACUACUUUAUGGCGGAUCUCUUCCCGCUCGGUCUCGCCGCUGCCACCCUCGCCAUCCUCGUCUUCACCACUGGCCUCGACCUCCUCCUCGAGAGCGUCCCUACUGCCCGCCCUGCCGUUGAAGUAGGCAUCCUCUACGUCCUCAGCAUCUUCUGGCUUGCCUUCAACGCGUUUUCGACCUCCCGCUGGCACAAUGUUCCCUUGAACUGCAGCGUGAUUCCGGACGACUACGCGGACAUGCGCGGCUGGUGCGUCGACGUCCAGGCCCUCAAGGCGUUUGUGUGGAUCUUGUUUGUCGGACUCUUCCUCACCGCAACAUUCACGCUCCGCUACGCGAUCAGCGAGCACCGCCAGGGCCGCACGCACGUCUGGUCCGGCUCGCUCUCGCGCUACGAGGCCCGCGACACGGCCGGCAACGAUGGCUUCCGCCAAACGGGCACAGACUACUUCGCGCGCGGCCAUUCUGCGUUCGAGAAGUUCUAG